Molecule: messenger RNA, 1686 nt
Organism: Ipomoea triloba (trilobed morning glory)
Lineage: Eukaryota; Viridiplantae; Streptophyta; Magnoliopsida; Solanales; Convolvulaceae
Product: phosphoserine aminotransferase 2, chloroplastic-like
Exons: 1
Coding region: 108-1412 (434 amino acids)
Biological process (GO): L-serine biosynthetic process
Cellular component (GO): cytoplasm; chloroplast stroma
Molecular function (GO): O-phospho-L-serine:2-oxoglutarate transaminase activity; pyridoxal phosphate binding
Source: RefSeq, a predicted model, not a curated record
ACUCUGCAUGUUGUAUAGAAACUUGUUUGUGCUCCUGACGCAAAAACUCCAUUAACGCACAAACCUAUUUUCUUCUAAGUUCUACGGGAGCUUGAAGAAGAUCAAACAUGGCCGCCAUGUCAGCCGCCGCUACCCUUAGAAAUCCCACCACAACGGUUCACCACCGCAAUCUAAAUUCCGCCGCGCACGUCGCCACCUUCCCCGCCGCCCUCUCCCUCCCGUCCAAAACCGCCGCCGUUAAACGGACGGCCAUCACCUGCAAGUCGGCAGCCACGGCUUCUUCCGCCGCCGUCGAAGCUCAGCAGACGGCCGGCGGUUCCUCAGAUCGCGUGUUCAAUUUCGCGGCGGGCCCCGCCACCCUCCCGGAGAAUGUCCUAAGGAAGGCGCAGGAGGAGCUCGUGAACUGGCGGGGCUCCGGGAUGUCCGUGAUGGAAAUGAGCCACCGUGGGAAGGAAUUCAUGUCGAUUAUCCAGAAAGCGGAGGCGGAUCUGCGAGCUCUGCUCAAAAUCCCCGAGGAUUACGCCGUUCUCUUCCUCCAGGGCGGCGCCACCACCCAAUUCGCCGCCGUGCCGCUCAACCUCUGCGCCCCUGACGACGCCGUCGAUUACAUCGUCACCGGAUCGUGGGGAGACAAGGCCUACAAGGAAGCCGGGAAGUAUUGCAAACCUAAUGUGAUCUGGAGUGGAAAAUCGGAGAAAUACACUAAGAUUCCGAGCUUUGACUCCUUGGAACAAAACCCGCACGCCAAGUAUUUGCAUAUAUGCGCCAAUGAAACUAUUCACGGAGUUGAAUUCAAAGAUUACCCUACGCCUAAAAACAAAACCUCCCUUCUUAUCGCGGAUAUGUCAUCCAAUUUCUGCUCCAAACCCGUCGACGUUACCAAGUUCGGAAUCAUCUACGCCGGCGCGCAGAAGAACGUGGGCCCCUCCGGCGUCACGAUCGUGAUAAUCCGGAAAGAUCUAAUCGGCAAUACGCAACCAAUCACUCCUGUAAUGCUGGAUUACAAGAUCCACGCUGAUAACAAUUCGCUCUACAACACGCCCCCUUGCUAUGGGAUUUACAUGUGCGGGCUAGUUUUCGAGGAUCUAUUGGCUCAAGGAGGAUUGGGGGAGGUUGAGAAGAAGAACAAGAAGAAAGCUGAGGUCUUGUAUGAGGCUAUUGAUUCAAGCAAUGGGUUUUACAGGUGCCCAGUGGAGAAAUCUGUCAGGUCUUUGAUGAAUGUGCCCUUUACAUUGGCUAAAUCAGAGCUGGAAGGUGAGUUUAUUAAGGAGGCUGCUGCUGGGAAGAUGGUGCAGCUGAAGGGGCACAGAUCAGUGGGUGGAAUGAGGGCUUCCAUUUACAAUGCUAUGCCUUUGGCUGGGGUUGAAAAGCUGGUUGCUUUCAUGAAAGAUUUCAUGGCAAAGCAUGGUUAAGGUCCUGUUUUCCUAUCUGGCUUUUUGGUUUCAAGAUUUUAACUUUCUUUUCUUAGCAUUGUUGUUUGGUAAUUCUUCUUUUUUGAUGUUAUGUUGGUUGGUCUAUUUGGGUAGAAUCUCUUAUAGCUCUGGAAACACAGUUGAUGAUAAGAAUGAAUGCAUAUCCUGUUCUUUUUCCUUGUUUAAGAGUAAGAGAUAUGGAAGUUAUUAGCAAAUGUUAUAAACAGAUAUUGCCUUUGCUGUCAAUUUUGCUACUUCCACAGUUCCACUGGUA